Wyeomyia smithii (pitcher-plant mosquito) is the source of this 847-nucleotide messenger RNA. Its product is annotated as protein lethal(2)essential for life-like. Gene Ontology annotation, molecular function: protein folding chaperone. Gene Ontology annotation, biological process: protein refolding; response to heat. The transcript has a single exon. The record is from RefSeq and is a predicted model, not a curated record. The coding region runs from base 98 to 682 and encodes 194 amino acids. NCBI's taxonomy places the organism in Eukaryota, Metazoa, Arthropoda, Insecta, Diptera, Culicidae.
UCAAGUGAGAAGUGAAAAUCGCAAGUGUUAUUAAUCAGUGUUUAAAAUUAUUUAAACUCCAAAUAAACGACAUUUAAACAAGUGAAUUGCUGCAAAAAUGUCAGUUAUUCCAAUUCUGUUCCGUGACUGGUGGGAAGACUACUACGAUAUGCCACAUUUCGGAAGCGGUCUCACAGCUGGUGACUUACUAACGGCCCUCACUUCAGCAGCAGCAACAUGUUCGGCACUUCAACAGACUCGCCCACGAGUUGGUUACAAUCGACCAUGGCGUAACAGCAGCCUUGCCUCACAUCAGGAUACCAGAUCUGCGGUCAAUGUUGGCGAUGAUAAGUUCCAGAUCAAUUUAGACGUGCAACAAUUUUCACCGAACGAGAUUUCUGUGAAAGCAAUUGACAACAGUAUUCUGGUAGAAGCAAAGCACGAAGAAAAACAGGACGAACACGGUUACAUCUCCAGACACUUUGUACGCCGGUAUAUGUUGCCUGAUGGACAUGACCCCGAAGGAAUCGUUUCAUCGCUUUCGUCAGAUGGAAUUCUCACAAUCACUGCUCCGAAGAAAUCACUUCCCGAACCAGAAGAACCCAGAUCGAUUCCCAUAACACAAACUGGUCAACCGAUGAAGAAGAUAGUUGAGAAGCCGAAAGAGAAACAGUCUGAGAAGUCAGUUGAAAAUGGUAAAUGAUUCCUACAUAACCAAAGAUGUGCAUUUUUAUAAUAAUAAGACUUUAUGCUGGAGAUAUUAUUAAAAAUAUCGAAUAAACCUGUUUUGUUGAGCAAUUAAACUGAAAUCUCAUUUGAAAACGUGAUGACAAAAAUGGAGUUUUCAAGGUACUUGUAUUUCUAUGCA